Clonostachys byssicola is the source of this 4455-nucleotide messenger RNA. The record is from the annotation of a GenBank genome assembly. NCBI's taxonomy places the organism in Eukaryota, Fungi, Ascomycota, Sordariomycetes, Hypocreales, Bionectriaceae.
AUGACGGACCACGCUGCUGAGAAGAAGGAUGAGCACAAGGCCACAUCCGGCCACAGCCCUGACGAGAUUGAGCAACGGCCUGCGACUGGAUCCCAUGGCUCUGAAACAGCCACAGCCACUGACGACGAGAAAGCCGACACGAAAGUCCACGACAAGGCUCGCGCUUCUGCUGAGCUCACCCGCCUGCGCUCUGGCAUCUCAGUAGAGCAGGCGCAGGCUGACUUUGAGGAGCUGCAGAGGGAGUUCACCGGCGUAUCUCGAGCUAGCCGUAAGAGCGGCGGCCACAAAGCCGUUGACCCUGAAAAGGGCGGCGAGCAGUCCUCGGACUCUGGCUCCGUCUUUGAUCUCGAGACUGCCCUGCGCGGAGACCUCGACGCCGGCCACGAGGCUGGAAUCCGCUCCAAGCACAUUGGAGUGUACUGGGAUGGACUCACUGUGAGGGGCUAUGGUGGUCUCGCCAACUACGUCCAGACCUUCCCGGAUGCGUUCGUCAACUUUUUCGACAUUGUCUCCCCAGUGAUCAACCUGCUUGGACUCGGCAAGAAACCCGUUGAGGCGACCAUUCUGGACAACUUCCGUGGUGUCUGCAAGCCUGGUGAGAUGAUCCUGGUUCUCGGAAAGCCUGGUUCUGGCUGCACCACUUUCCUCAAGACGAUUGCCAACCAGCGAUAUGGCUACACUGGCAUUGAUGGAGAGGUUCUGUACGGCCCAUGGACCGCAAAGGAGUUCGGCCGAUACCGCGGAGAGGCCGUCUACAACGCCGAGGACGAUAUUCACCACCCAACCUUGACCGUGGAGCAGACGCUUGGGUUCGCCCUUGAUACCAAGAUGCCUGCCAAGCGACCAGGAAACAUGACCAAGGCUGCUUUCAAGGAGCAUGUUAUCACCAUGCUGCUCAAGAUGUUCAAUAUCGAGCACACUAGGCACACCAUCGUCGGAAAUGCCUUCAUCCGGGGUGUCUCAGGAGGUGAGCGCAAGCGUGUUUCCAUUGCGGAGAUGAUGAUCACAAAGGCAUGCAUUCUCUCCUGGGACAACUCUACUCGUGGUCUGGACGCCAGUACUGCCCUGGACUUUACCAAGUCUCUCCGAGUUCAAACUAAUCUGUACAAAACAACCACCUUCGUUUCUCUUUAUCAGGCUUCGGAGAACAUUUACAACCUCUUCGACAAGGUAAUGGUCAUCGACGAGGGCCGACAGGUCUACUUUGGCCCGAUCAGCGAGGCUCGCGCCUACUUUGAAGGACUUGGUUUCGCCCCGCGCCCUCGACAGACCACCCCUGACUAUGUGACGGGAUGCACCGACGAAUUUGAGCGUGAAUACGCCUCUGGUUACUCGGAAAAGAACGCCCCUCAUUCCUCUCAGACCCUGCUGGAGGCAUUCAACAAGUCUGACAUCAAGAAGCGACUGGAUACGGAGAUGGAGGAGUACAAGGCCGGGCUACACCUUGAGCAGGGUGCGCACGACGAUUUCCAGGUUGCCGUCAAGGAAAGCAAGCGAAUGUCUUCUCACAAGUCGGUCUAUCAGGUUGGCUUUCACCUGCAAAUGUGGGCUCUCAUGAAGCGUCAGUUCUCUCUCAAGAUUCAGGACCGCUUCAACCUGUCUCUCUCCUGGAUUCGAAGCAUCAUCAUCGCCAUCGUCCUCGGUACGCUCUAUCUCAACCUCGGUGAAACCUCUGCCAGCGCCUUUAGCAAGGGUGGUCUUCUGUUCGUCGCCCUGCUCUUCAACGCCUUCCAGGCCUUCUCUGAACUGGGAAGCACCAUGGUUGGGCGAGCCAUCGUGAACAAGCACCGAGCGUACGCCUUCCACCGACCCUCUGCUCUCUGGCUCGGCCAGCUUGCCGUGGACACCUGCUUCUCAGCGACGGAAAUCCUGGUCUUCUCCAUCAUUGUUUACUUCAUGACGAAUCUGUUCCGCGAUGCCGGAGCGUUCUUUACAUUUUACCUCAUGAUCGUAGUCGGAAACCUGUGCAUGGCUCUCUUCUUCAGAUGCAUUGCCUGCGCCAGUCCCGAUUUUGACUACGCUAUCAAAUUUGCUGUCGUUACUAUUACGUUCCUUGUCACCACCUCAGGCUAUCUUAUCCAGUACAGCGUUCAGAAGGUGUGGCUGCGAUGGAUCUACUGGAUCAAUGUGCUGGGGCUGGCCUUUAGCUCGCUGAUGCAAAACGAGUUCACCAGGAUCGAAAUGACUUGCACGGACGACUCCCUGAUCCCCGCUGGAGAAGGAUAUGACGACAUCAACCACCAGGUCUGCACUCUUGCCGGAUCGAACGCUGGUAGCAGUCUGGUAGAUGGCGCCGAGUACAUCUCCAAGGCGUUCCAGUACAACAAGGGCGAGCUGUGGCGAAACUUUGGAAUCAUCAUUGCCUUGAUUGUCUUCUUCCUCUUCUGCAACGUGACUCUGGGAGAGCUCGUCCGGUUCGGUAUGGAGGGUAAUGCGGCCAAGACAUUCACCAAGCCCAACGAGGAGCGUAAGAAGCUGAACGAGACCCUGGUUGAGAAGCGGGAUGCUCGUCGCAAGGAUAAGACGCAGGAAUCUGGUUCCGACUUGACGAUCGCUUCCGAGAGUAUCCUCACUUGGGAGAACCUCAACUACGACGUGCCCGUUCCUGGCGGUACCCGACGUCUGCUCAACAAUGUGUUUGGAUACGUUAGACCUGGCGAGUUGACUGCUCUUAUGGGAGCAUCAGGUGCCGGCAAAACAACCCUCCUCGAUGUGCUGGCGGCCAGGAAAAACAUUGGUGUCAUCCAGGGCGACGUCCUUGUAGAUGGUGUGAAGCCAGGAAAGCAGUUCCAGCGAUCAACCUCUUAUGCCGAACAGCUUGAUGUCCACGAGCCAACUCAGACCGUCCGAGAGGCUCUUCGAUUCUCCGCCGAACUCCGCCAGCCCUACGAAACCCCCAUUGCCGAACGCCAUGCCUAUUGCGAGGAGAUCAUCGGUCUGCUUGAGAUGGAGGAGAUUGCCGACGCCAUCAUUGGAUCCCCUGAGGCUGGACUGACUGUUGAACAGCGCAAGCGUGUCACAAUCGGUGUCGAGCUGGCCGCAAAGCCCGAACUGCUGCUGUUCCUGGACGAGCCCACAUCUGGCCUUGACAGCCAGAGCGCUUUCAACAUUGUUCGAUUCCUGAAGAAGCUUGCUGCCUCUGGACAAGCUAUCCUGUGCACGAUUCACCAACCUAACGCUGCUCUGUUCGAGAACUUUGAUCGCCUUCUGCUCCUCCAGCGUGGUGGCCAGACCGUCUAUUUCGGUGAUAUCGGCAAGGAUGCCCACGUUCUGCGAGACUACCUCAAGCGACACGGCGCUGAGGCUGCCCCUACUGACAAUGUCGCUGAGUUUAUGCUGGAAGCCAUUGGUGCCGGAAGUGCUCCUCGUGUGGGCGACCGCGACUGGGGUGACAUUUGGCUGGAUAGUCCCGAGCUCGCGGCCACCAAGGACGCCAUCAUCCAGAUGAAGCGCGAGCGUGUCUCUGCAACAAGCCAAGCCAAGCCGGAGCUCGAGAAGGAAUACGCCUCUCCCAUUCAGCACCAACUCAAGGUUGUCUGUACCCGUAUGUUCCGUGCGUAUUGGCGUACACCCAACUAUCUCUUCACCAGGAUGUUCAGCCACGUCGCCGUCGCGCUGAUUACCGGUCUGACUUUCCUGAACUUGGAUGAUUCGAGAGCUUCUCUUCAGAACAAGGUCUUCGUCAUGUUCCAGAUCACCGUUCUCCCCGCACUCAUCAUGUCCCAGGUAGAAGUCAUGUUCCAUAUCAAGCGUGGUCUCUUCUUCCGUGAAGCCUCGGCCAAGAUGUACUCGCCCAUCACCUUUGCCAGCGCCAUCUCGCUAGCUGAGCUGCCAUACUCGGUUCUUUGCGCAGUGGUCUUCUUCCUGCCUUUGUACUUCAUGCCUGGGUUCCAAGUCGAGGCUUCUCGCGCCGGGUAUCAAUUCCUCUUGGUGCUCGUAACAGAGUGCUUCGCCGUGGGUCUGGCCCAGGGACUCGCCUCACUCACACCAGAGCCCCGUGUUUCCACCCAGUUCGACCCCUUCAUCAUCAUCACCUUCGCCCUCUUCUGCGGCGUCACCAUCCCCUACCCCCAGAUGCCCAAGGGCUACUCCUCUUGGCUGUACCACCUGGACCCCUUCACCCGCCUCAUCAGCGGCGCCGUCACCACCGCUCUGCACGAUCUCAAGGUCGUUUGCAAGACCUCGGAGCUCAAUCUCUUCACCGCCCCCGAUGGCAUGAAUUGCGGCGAGUACAUGGAGCCCUUCUUCUCCCGCGGCGGGGCGGGCUACAUCACCAACAACGACACGCAGAGCUGCGAGUACUGCGCGUACGGCGUCGGUGACGAGUUCUACACCCCGCUCAACAUGUCCUUCGACACCCGCUGGAGGGACCUGGGUAUUCUCAUUGCAUUUGCUGCCAGCAACAUGGUGAUUUUGUUCGUUGCGAGCCGAUUCCUGAACUUUAACAAGCGGUAA